This is a messenger RNA of Lolium perenne, 3751 nucleotides long. RefSeq lists its product as uncharacterized. NCBI's taxonomy places the organism in Eukaryota, Viridiplantae, Streptophyta, Magnoliopsida, Poales, Poaceae. Gene Ontology annotation, biological process: rRNA processing. Gene Ontology annotation, cellular component: nucleus. The record is from RefSeq and is a predicted model, not a curated record.
CCCAACCCCGCCCCGCAGCCCGCAGCCGCCACCUUCUUCUAACGGACCGCGCGCUCCACCUCCACCUCCACCCCAACUCCGGCCGCGCCGCCUCCAAAACCCACCGCCCCCCACCACCAGCAAGCGAUGGCCGGCGCCGUCGGCUUCCUCGCGGACCUGAACGACCAAUGGCUCAAGCCACGUCUGCUCCGCGUGGUGGUCGGCGAGCAGCUGCCACAGCCGGGGAGCACCGUCCCGCCGUCGGAGCUCGCCUCCAUCCUCGACGCGGUGCGCACGCACGGCCUCCUCACCGAGGCCGUCCAGGGCCCGCCGGACCGGAAGCUCGCCGAGGCGUGGCGCGCCGCGGUGGACGCCUGGGUCCAGCGCGUCGGCGAGCUCCUGCAGAGCGACUCGCCACAGAGUCGUUGGUUGGGUACUUGCUUUCUCGGCGUCACUUUCCAAGAUAUCAGCAACGAGCGUUUUCUGGAAUCAUACUCUGAUUGGUUUGACAAAAUUCUAAACAACUUGCAGGAACCAUCUAGCUGGCAACUUGCUACCGUGGUCUCUUGUACUUCUAUGUCUGAUCUAUUUGUGAGAUUGGCGAAAUUUUUGAACUUGAAGAAAGAGGCAUCAUCCUUUGCUGGAAGAGUUGUCGAACCAUUACUGCUGCUUUUAAAUGAAAAUGGUCCAGUGGUGGAUGAAGCGAUUGAUUUGCUGAGGACAGUUAUUAAAUUGUAUCCCUCAUCUCUAAAUCGGCACUAUAAUAAAGUUGAAUCCGCCAUUGCAGCAAAGGUUAUGAGUGCAGAAGUCAAUGUAAACUCAUCAAAGAAAUUUGCGCGAGUCCUAGCAAUGUUACCUUCUGUCCGAGUAUCUGAGGGCAGUUGGUCACUGAUGAUCCAGAAGAUACUGAUUGGGGUAAACAAUCUUUUGAACGAUGCUUUUGUCGGGCUGGAAGAAGAAAAGAAAGGGCGUGAGAUUAUGAUGCUACUAGUUCCACCUGGAAAUGAUCCUCCACCAGUCUUGGGAGAUCAAAUAAAGUUGGGAGGCAAUUUGCAUGUAACAAAGAAAUUUCGUGUCUUCACUGUCCCAACCAUUUCAGCCCUUGCCCAUUGCUGUUGUGUGAUGCUGACUAGUUAUUACCCGGUUCAGGUCAAUGUUCCUGUGCGCGCUUUAUUAGCUCUGUUGCGGAGAGUGCUCUUAGUUGAUGGAUCAUUGCAUAACAAGAAGUUCCCUUCAACCACUUCCUUGCACCAAGAGCUUAUUUGUUUUGAGCUUCCGUCAUUGCAUUCAUCUUUCUUGGAUUUGCUCCAUGCAACUAUUAAAGGAAUGCGAAGCCAACUUCUACCACAUGCUGCUAAUACUGUACGGCUUAUAGCUGAUUACUUCAAAAUUGCAAAGUUGCCUGCUAUGAGGACAAAGGUUUACAGCAUUGUGCAGCUGUUGCUGACCUCCAUGGGUGUUGGAAUGUCUCUGCACUUGCUAGAGGUAAUAGUCAGCAAUGCAGUUGGUGAUCUGGAUGAUAGUUGUGUAAACGAAAUGACUUUAUUAAGCACAAAUCCAACAAAAGUGACUUUUGAAUCUUCAUCAAAAAGUUACUCCAAGAAGAGGAAGCAGGAACCACAAAUACAAAAUUCACAUGCUUCAGGUUUGGAGAAAGCAGCAGUCAGCCCAAAGAAAAGGAAAACUUCUUCCACGCCAACCGCGUCGAAGGGAAUGACCCCUGAAACUGCAUCGUAUGUUACACCCCUCUGCAUCAAAAUAGCUGCACUAGAAACCUUGGAAAUUCUUCUGAAUGUGGGAGGGUCAUUGAGGACAGAUCACUGGAGGGCAAAAGUGGACUUGCUGCUAAUUAACAUAGCUAGGAGUGCUUGUGACUCAGGAGCGGGGUAUGAGCAAUCAACAUCGACAACUGGGGAGACAAGCAUAUCAGAUUUCCGACUUGCUUCAUUCAAGGCAUUGCUGGCAUCUUUCCUUUCUUCUCCUUAUGCCCGACCGCCUUAUUUAGCCCAAGGAAUUGAACUCUUCAGAAGAGGGAAGCUAGAGAUAGGCACUAACCUUGCAGAGUUUUGUUCUCAUGCUUUGCUGGCUUUGGACGUUCUUACUCACCCUCGAGCCCUUUCUCUAGAAAGGGCAGGUCCUUUAGUUCCUGGACUCAACCACAGUGGACCAGAAAAGAUAGUUUUUGGUGCUGGCAGAUCCAAGUUUUCACAAUCUGAAGGUCAGUUUCAGGUUAUUGAGAAUGAAGAUAGUGAUGAUGACUGGUUGCCAUCCACCAAGGAUAAUGAGCCAACAGAAGAGCUCACUCUUGUCAAAGAAGAUCCGCAAACUGAUUCACGUACAGUUCCUGAGGCAGUACAAGCUGUUCCCACGCACAACAAGAGCGAUGUCAAUAAUAUGGUGGAUGCGGCUACAGAGGAAACCCACAAGCUAAAGACAGUGGAUAAUCCUACAAGCUCCAAUGCUGUUCCAAAUCCAAUUUACUCAAGGCCACCUGGAACACAGAUACCUGCAGUUGCUCCAGUGGACUUGCUGCUAAUUAACAUAGCUAGGAGUGCUCUUGACUCAGGAGUGGGGUAUGAGCGAUCAACAUUGACAGCUGGGGAGACAAGCAUAUCAGAUUUCCGACUUGCUUCGUUGAAGGCAUUGCUGGCAUCAUUCCUUUCUUCUCCUUAUGCCCGCCCGCCUUAUUUAGCCCAAGGAAUUGAACUCUUCAGAAGAGGGAAGCUCGAGAGAGGCACUAGGCUUGCAGAGUUUUGUUCGCAUGCUUUGCUGGCUUUGGACGUUCUUACUCACCCUCGAGCCCUUUCUCUAGAAAGGGCAGAUCCUUUAGUUCAUGGACUCAACCGCAGUGGACCAGAAAAGAUAGUUUUUGGUGCUGGCAGAUCCAAGUUUUCACAAUCUGAAGGCCAGCUUCAGGUUAUUGAGGAUGAAGAUAGUGACGAUGACUGGUUGCCAUCCACCAAGGAUAAUGAGCCAACAGAAGAGCUCACUCUUGUCAAAGAAGAUCCGCAAACUGAUUCACGUACAGUUCCUGAGGCAGUACAAGCUGUUCCCACGCACAACAAGAGCGAUGUCAAUAAUAUGGUGGAUGCGGCUACAGAGGAAACCCACAAGCUAAAGACAGUGGAUAAUCCUACAAGCUCCAAUGCUGUUCCAAAUCCGAUCUACUCAAGGCCACUUGGAACACAGAUACCUGCAGUUGCUCCAGUGUAUAAUCCUUCUAGCUCCACUGCUGUUUCAAACCCAAUCUACUCAAGGCCAACUGAAACGCAGAAACCUGCAGUUACUACCCUUCCUGCUGAUCUUGUUGAGCGUCUUCAGAAUAGAAGCUCAGCCGUUCUUCAGAACAAAACCUCAGAUGUACCGUCUGGCAACUUGGGAACCUCAUAUCAAACACCAUCGGUCCCAAGCCUCGCUCCAAGCCAUACAGAGAGCUCUCCAACCCGCUUCACGCUGCCCAUUCAGCCAGCCUUCUCUGACGGAGAGUCUGAAGACUCAAUGCCAGACAUAGUCGAUGCUGACCCAGAUUCUGACUACGACUAUUGACUAGCCACCUAUACUAGUAUCUGUGCUCUGUAAAACUCCGGUUUACCUCAGAGUGACUAUCAGCAUAAUGUUCAUGUAUUCGUUUUCUUUUUUGCCUAUGAAACUUCCAUGGCUCGCUCUGGUUUUACCCUUUCAAACAAAAAAACAAAAAACUGCAUGUUGUGCUAAAUCUGGUAUAGAUACGACAUUUUUGUGCCCAGUGCACGGCAGAGGUGCCAGAUCUGUA